Seminavis robusta is the source of this 1488-nucleotide messenger RNA. Lineage: Eukaryota; Bacillariophyta; Bacillariophyceae; Naviculales; Naviculaceae. The record is from the annotation of a GenBank genome assembly.
AUGACUUCUCUUGCCGCUUCUACCAUUGCUCUGAUGUCGUUCAUUUUGCCCUUGAUACGAAAGAAACCCAAGGCACCAGCUGACGAGGCAGUGGAGGAAACGACGCCUCCACCCAUUGAUAAGCUGUUACGGCGAAAAGAGAUUUGGGUGGAUGAGAUCUUUCCCUUCUUGGGAAUAGGGCACUAUGGAUAUGUGGCUCCUGUCAACAAGAAAAUGAAAGAAUAUUAUUUGGAGUAUUGCGAUUCUGUGAAGAAUCCUCCACUGGCAAGCUAUGAGUUCCGUAGCGGUGAGGACGGACACUUGUAUGGGUGGGAAAUCAGGAGGCCAGCAACCAGCACCUCUACAUUUUCCAGUGCUGUAUUCUACAAUGUGUCAUGUGCUGAAUACUGGUACCAAGACAAGGAUGGCCACAAUACCAUGGGUGAUGAACUGGCCAAAUUAAUUGCCUCAGCUGGGAAUGUUCAAGUUCUGAAAUGGGCCGAUACUAAAAAGGGCCUCGUCAAAUGGGACGAAUUUGACUUCGACAAAGCUGCCAAAAAUGGUCACUUUAAAGUUCUGAAAUGGGCAAAUGAAAACAGAAUCCUGAUCGAUUCUUCAUUUGUAUAUUAUGGCAUUGUUGAUGGUGCAGCUGCAGGUGGACAUUGGGAGCUUCUCAAAUGGUGCAGGGAGAUUGGAUAUCCUUGGAGUGAAUCCACUUGUGCUUCUGCAGCAGGAGGAGGGCAGAUGAAGAUUCUAAUGUGGUUGCGCGUGAAUGGAUGCCCUUGGGAUUCAAAGACGUGUGCUCAAGCUGCUCGAAAUGGCCAUUUUGAAAUUUUGAAAUGGUCCCGUGAAAAUGGCUGUCCCUGGGAUUCAUCGACAUGCCGUGAGGCUGCUAGAGGUGGACACUUUGAAAUUCUGAAAUGGGCCCGUGAAAAUGGCUGUUCCUGGGAUUCACAGAUGUGCCGCUCGGCUGCGGAAGGUGGACACUUGGAAAUUCUGAAAUGGAUUCGUGAAAAUGACUGUCCUUGGAAUAAAGGGACAUGCCAAGGGGCUGCGGAUGGUGGACACUUGGAAACUAUCAAAUGGGCUCGUGAAAAUGGUUGUCCAUGGGAUGACAAAACAUUGUGGAAUGUCUUUCAUGGAGCAGCCGAAUAUGGUCAUAUUGAAACUCUGAAAUGGGCUUUUGAGAAUGGAUGUUACUUGGAUAAUUGUGCACUGGAAGCAGCAUUCAUCACAGCUAUACAUCUUGGUCAACUGGAAUGCGUCAAAUGGUUGCGCGAGAAUGGUUGUCCAUGGUAUGAGGACUCUUGCUGGACUGCUGCUAACUGGGGUCACUUGGAUAUUCUGCGAUGGGCUCGGGCAAAUGGAUGCGCAGAGUCUGAUGAGGACAAGAAAGAGAAUGAUGCGUAUGUGCUCAUUUCGAGACGAAGUAAAACAGGAGGCUGCCAGAAUGCUGCCAGAAAGCUAGCUACGGCAGCUGCUAGGGCCAGACAGCUGCUACGUUCCUAG